AUGUGUUCUGCAUCGACUCUCCUACGGCUGGGUGUGUUGGUCCUCACCGUCUGCCCCCCGCCGAUCCACUCGUGUGAAAAAGGGACGCCGCGGGAGUGCGCCGAGGCAGAUUUCGCUCCCGGAUCCGACCUGGCCGGAGAGGGCUUCGACAUCACGAAGAUGCAGCGGAAGGGCUCGUUCGUGAUCGACAUGAAGCGCUGGAGGCUGAAGGACAAGACCUGUACGCUGUGCAGGAACCCCUACAUGGAGGGCAAGAAGCAGAAGCUCCCAGUUUCCGUGGUGGACUGGAGGCCGAGCCAGAAAUGCAACGUGAAGGUGUCCAGCACCGUCUAUCAGUCCAGCGAGGCCCUGAUAACCUCCAGUACCUCCGCCAUCGAGAACAACUGGAACGUCAAUCUGGAUAUCGAAGUCAAUCGAGGUCGGGGGUCGUUCAUGCUGGCAGGGACCUACUCCAAGCUGGCGGAAUAUUCCAUGGAGAAAACCAAGAAGGAUAAGUUCAGCUUUACCAGCCACAGCGUUUCCUGUGGGUAUUACAAUUACAGGGUGUCGAGCAGGCCGCAGCUCCAUCCUGAAUUUAAAAACGCUGUGAAAGAGCUGCCUAAACAGUACGAUCCUCAGUACAAACCACGAUUCCACAAGCUCAUCGACAACUUCGGCACCCACUUCAUCACCAAGGUGACCCUGGGAGGGAAGAUCCACUCCGUGACCAGUAUUAAACAGUGCCAGGCGUCGCUGCAGGGGCUGAGCGUGGACGAGGUGAAGACGUGUCUGGACGUGGAGGCGUCACUCAGCGUGAUGGGCAAAGCCACGUCAAAGGUGGACUACAAGCACUGCAACGAGGCCAAAUCGAAGACGGACGGCAAAAACAGUUUCUCCAGCAGCUUCAACGACAGGUUGACGGAGAUCUCCGGAGGCCAAACCACAGAACCCGAGCUCCUCUUCUCGGCCGAUAAAGACCCGGGCGCUUACAAAGAGUGGCUGUCGAGCGUCCCCCUCAUCCCAGACGUGAUCUCGUACUCGCUGGAGCCCCUCCACGAGCUCCUUCCCACCAACAACCCGGCCCGGAAGCUGCUCCGCAGAGCCGUACACGAUUACAUCCUGGAGAGGUCUCUGUGGAGGAACUGCUCGGAGUCCUGCACCGUCGGGGCCAAACACAACCCCAAAGAACCGUGUGUGUGCACGUGCAACAACAACCCGGGCGUGAACCAGGACUGCUGCCCUGCCAAACGCGGACUCGCUCACGUCAAGAUCACCGUAAUGAGAGCGUCCGGGUUGUGGGGGGACAGCACGACGGCGACGGACGGGUACGUCAAAGUCUUUCGAAAGAAUACCAUCCAGAUCGGGCACACAGUGGUCAUCAAUAAUAACAAUUCCCCAACCUGGGCGGCUACCUUCGACCAGGGUGACGUUGAGCUAUCGAAUUACGAAAGCAUAAAGCUGGAGGUGUGGGACCAAGACAACAACUGGGACGACGACCUGCUGGGGUUUUGUAUGGUCAGCGUAAGUGCAGGCACUCAUGAGAAUUUCUGUAAUUUAAAUCACGGCACGCUGUAUUAUAAAACCGAGGCAGCAUGCGCUCCGAGCUUGGCCGGUCCGGCGUGCACCGAAUACGUCGGUUCUCCUAUGAAUGUCCAGCUGGAGAAGACGUACGUGUCGCGGCACGCUCGGCCCCUGCUGCCAGACAUGCUGCUGGAAAUGGGGGUGAUUCCGGAGGAACCGCGCCGCGUGAUGGUCAGUCAGAAUGGACACGGCGCUGACCAGACUCUUCUGUAGCUUUAACAGAGCUUUAAAUUAGCUCUAUUAUUUACAAAUUACAGCCUGUCUUUUUGUUUCCCUAAAAGCUGCAAACUUUCAAACAUGAGCAACAUUUUUCCUUCCUGUCCAGAGCCUUAUGUAGCUGCCAAAAACAUUUU
This is a messenger RNA of Trichomycterus rosablanca, 1913 nucleotides long. Its product is annotated as perforin-1-like. Gene Ontology annotation, molecular function: wide pore channel activity. Bases 1 to 1773 code for a protein of 590 amino acids. Lineage: Eukaryota; Metazoa; Chordata; Actinopteri; Siluriformes; Trichomycteridae. The record is from RefSeq and is a predicted model, not a curated record. The transcript has 4 exons. Gene Ontology annotation, biological process: defense response to virus; immunological synapse formation; T cell mediated cytotoxicity. Gene Ontology annotation, cellular component: membrane.